AUGUGGGUUCUGAUGGUUCUGCUCACCCCAAUUUUAGAUGGUGCUGUUCUUUCUCAGCUCCGUGUAUCACUGAUUAACGGUCAGGCCAUAUCGGGGAGAGAAGAGCUUCUUAAAGCAAUCCUCGCGUCGGUUAGCAGCAACAAGCGGCCAUCAUCGCGUACUCAAGUUCUUCAAGGAUUGCUGGAUUGUUGGCAAUCACCUUCGGAUAUUGACGAGGGUGCGAAUGAAACGGCGAAAUUAUACGCGGAUUUGUUAUGGAGGACUCUGUGUCUUCAGACGGCUUAUCAUGCUGCAGCCACGGAAAAACCUUCUGUUGAUUUCAUGCUCUGCUUCUGGCAACUAACCACCGAGGCUUGCAGGCAUGUAUCGUCUAUCCUGGGUGAUCACUUUGAUGGAUUGGCUUCGAAUCUCUUGAGCAUUCAACACCUUACCGAACAGUUGGAGUCAGUCUCUCAGAGGAUCAACAGCCGCUGGAAUUCAGAGUCACCCAAUGAAACUGAUGACGAUACUGACAUGGACCAUCACAGCAAGGCGGUCAUUGAAGACUUUAACCACCUCGUGGCUCUUCUUUUUCGAAGCUUCGAAGCAGUUGGAUCUGUUACAGCACGCAUGGGCUCUCAUUAUGCGACUAUCAACCUGGCCUGGAAGACAGUUGUUUCUAUUCUUGCAACUAUGGCCCGGAUUUUCCCUUCUCCACCGCCACGUUCGUUGCAGCAGCAGGCCCCUAAACAUGAGAGUAACUACGACAGCGGACCUGGUGAAAUAGAUGAAGUGGAUUUGCCACCAUGGAGCCGUGAAGAUGUGGUGCAUGCAAUCAGCAUGCUGUUCCAGCAUACGACACGUGGUCUUGUCCUGGGAGCAGAGGCUGGAAGGCAGAUGCUGGACGAGUUCAAUGCAAGGCUUGGGAAGCAUCCAAGCAGGGAGAAGAAGAAAGCGCAUGAAGAGGUUUGUGUUGGGGAGGUUGACAACAGGUCAGAGGGAGAUGAGGCGUACAGAGUUGAGGUGGAGAAGUUAAGUAAGAACCUUCAGCGAGUCUUCAUGCUGACGAAGUUCUUCCAGAAUAACGCCAUUCGCGUGGCACUUCUUUACCCAGCAGAGGCAUGUGAUCCAGCCGCUUCAGAAGACAUGGCUGGCCUGCUGUUCGCCUAUGCAGGUCUCCUUCAUUACGGUGAUGGAGAUGGGAGACGUGUGGAAGGCAGUGUGCAAAAGGGGGGCGGUUUGAAGUGGCCAGUCUCGUUUCUGGUUGCAGAAGCUGUGGCGCAGAUGCUGGGUCCUACAAUGUUUGGGCUUGUUCACAACAUCCUGAAUUCGGAGAAAGUCUCUGAGAGUGCCAAGUCCAACCUUAUCCUCCAGAUUCUCCCUGCAGCUGGAUCCCGAGGGCCACCGCAGACGAAUAUGAUUUGGAGGGUGGUUUCAUCUGCAGGCUUUAAUGCCGAGGGUUCAACAAGGGGGGGGAGCAGUUAUCAAUCAGCACGAAACAACUUGAUUGGUCUGGAGGUGCACAGCCCAGAAAUGGCUGAGUGGCAGUCGUGUGGGAGGUUGGUGACUGCCACCACAGUCCUGGAAGGCGCCGCUUCGUACAGCGAUCAAGUGAUGUGUUUGGUGACGAAUAGCCUGCGUAAUCUCAUCACCCUUGCAGCAGACCAGCAUUCCUACAUCCCAGUGCUUUCCCGAGUCAUCUGGCCAUUUUCAAACCAGCAGAAGGAGGGAACUGACAAGGUGGGGUCAGCGGCAGCAGGAAGGACAACGAGGCAGGUGGUCCUGUUUUCACAACUAACUCGUGGACUCAAGGUCCUUGGGGCUGCCAUUGGCACCAGAGUUACCAGUUCGUGUGAUCCUGCUUCCAGAGAUGUGGAACAAAAGAUGCUGGGGACUUUGGCGCUUUGGGAAGAGCUUGAAGCCUUUCUCUUUCAAAAUGCAGUGCACCAGCAUCCCAUCUGUGCAGAGCUUGCUCGGGACACGUGGUGCUUCCUCAUUCGACAUUCAGACCCUCAGCUUGCAAGAAGACACGCAGAGCUGCUGCUUCGCUCUGUUCAGGCCUCUUUGCAAACUGCUGUGAAGAAUGAAUCCAAGCCUCAAGCCAACGGUUGGAGAGGAAACAGUGCUGCAGGACUGUUGGCCAUUGUGACUGGGGUGGAGGAGCGGCUAGUCUGUGCAACGGUUGAUGUUCUCAUGGCAUGCCCAGAUGCGACUGUAUCGGAUGUCUUCCUCAAGCCGUUUGUCCGGCACAUCAACUCAUCGUUUUCAAAGUUUUCAUCUUCAGCAGGAACUGUCAGUGCAGCUUCACAACACAGCCGCGCUGUAACUUCCUGUCCCCCCAAAUCUCUCAAGCCGGAAAUUGCGUCUGUUAUGGCUUUCUCUCUUCUUUUGGAUCGUGGAGUGGCAGCAGGGAUCCACAGACGCCAGCCAGCUGCUCUCCUCCCAGUUGCUCGUGCAUGCUUUGGUGCUGCACGUGCGGCAACUGCUAAUAUCAUGGCAAAUGCAUCCCAGGACGUUCCAUGGGAGCAGGUGGCUCUGCUUGGAAGCAUGCUGACAAGCAUCACGGCUGUGCUCCGUGAGAGGGCUGAAUCUUCCAUGACUGGCACCAGUGGGCUUCCCGCUGUCUUCCCGAACACGAAGGACCUGGUCAAGUUAGCUGCAGAUGCCGCAACUCUGCAUGUUCCAACUGAUAUGGUCAAUGGCAGGCAUGGCCAACUCCCUGGCUCCGGAAGCAAUCAGAGCAGGGUCCCCUACUCAGAUACCCCCAUGAUCGAUCUGGACCGCUGUACCAAGGAGAAGCUGAGUGAUGGAACACAGCAGCCAUUGCUUGCAAGGGCUGCCCGGUUACUUGCUGCUGUGAGCAGAACCUCAGAUGGACUCAGUGCGGUUGAUGUGGAACCAGUCCUCCAUGCGAUGCUGCAGGUGCUUAAACAAGUACAUACCCAAGAUGGUGGACCUUUCGGGGAGUUGUGGAGUGGGGCAAGAAUGCUGGCGGAAGAGGUGGCUGCUGCUGCUGCCGCGCUUCUUUCCCAGCUCUUUGCAAGCCCCUGGACCCAGCAAAAGCUGAUCCACAAGCCGGUCGCUUUGGAGCUGCUUCACACUUUGCUCUCCUCUCACAACCUUCCAGCAGCUUACUCAUCUCUCUCUACCCUGCUUAUCAGCAGCUCCGCAGCUCGCCAGCAGGACCAGGCUGCGAAAAAGUCCUCUGGCGGGUUUGAAGGGAGCAUUUACCUUCACCACUCCGACGUCGGGAGGCAGGUCAACUCCGCUGCUCUGAGCGUCGGCCUCAUCCACGCGUUGCAGGUGCUGCGUCCAGGCGUGGGUUACUUCCGCCCCAUUGACCAGACGUCCCACGGUGGUAACCGCGUGGACCUGAUGAAGAAGGUGUUUCACAUUCAGACGCCCGCAGAGGACAUGUUCGCGCUCACCCAGGACCAGGCCUACUCGCUGCUGGCUGCGGAUAAGAUCGACGAUCUGCUUGAAGCGGUCAUCUCAGCGUAUGAGCGCCACAAGAGGUAUCACGACUUUGUGGUGGUCGAGGGCACGUCCAUGCGGGAUGGGUCCAACACGUCGCCCAUCAACGGGCUCAUUGCGUCCGCCCUCGAGUCCCCCGCGCUGCUCCUCACUGACUGCAUCGCCGCCUCCCACCACCACCCCAAGCACCACGAGGCGGGGGGCCGGUUUGAGGCGUGGGAUUUUGAGAAGGAGGCGGCGAGCUGCAUCUUGGACCAUGCGCGCAUCAUGAGGCAGAGCAGCGUCGACAUCGCCGGCGCGCUGCUCUACCGCACGCCCAGGACCUCCAGGGGAACGACCAGGCUCAGGCAGUACAUUACUGAAGCUGGAAUUCCGUUCCUGGGCGCUCUCCCUGCUGACAAAUCCCUCGAGUCCUUUCAGGUGGAGGACGUGAGGAGGGUGCUGCACGCGCAGGUGCUGUACGGAGAGGACACCCCCCACGCGGCCAACAGCAUGGCCACUGAGAUCACCAAAACCAUGGUGGCAACGCUGCACCUCGCUGAGAUCCUCACGCUCAUCCCGCCCUCCGACGACCCUGCUAGGGGCGCCCUCGUUAUCGCGCACGCCAGCCGCCCGGAUAUUCUCCUGGGGAUGAUCGACCUGCAUGAGACGCACCUGAUGGACGAGCUGAUCCGGACCCGUCCCACGCGAGUGUCCCUCCCGGUGCUGCUGGCCCCCAAGGCCACCUACGACACGUGCCUGGAGCUCGCUAAGGCUGAUUCCGAGCUGCAUGCCACCUCCACCAGGAAGAUUGAAAGGGCUGAGGUCAUGUUUCACGAGCAUGUCGACAUGCGGGUGCUCAACCAGGUGCUAUUCAAGGAGCGCCCUCUCCGCAUGAACCCAAAGCUCUUCCAGCACGGCAUCUUUGAGAAGGCCCGAGCCGCCCAGUCCCACGUGGUGCUGCCAGAGGGAGCAGAGCCACGCACGGUGCAGGCAGCAGGGGAGGUGCUGCGGCGUUCCUUGUGCCAGCUGACCCUGGUGGGCAAGCCAGACCUCAUCCUCACCCAGGCCAAGCAGCUUCGGGUGGACCUCACCGGAGCUAACAUCGUCAACCCAGCCUCGGCGCCGAACCUGGAGACCUACGUGGACAUUCUCUAUGAGGCUCGGAAGUCCAAGGGUAUGACCCGAGCAGAGGCACAGGAGGUGCUGAUCACGGACGCCAACUACUUUGGCACAGCUAUGGUGGCAGCAGGGGACGCUGAUGGCAUGGUGUCUGGAGCUAUUCACACCACCGCCAACACUGUGCGACCUGCCCUGCAGAUCAUCAAGACCCUUCCAGAGACCCCCAUCGUCUCGUCAGUCUUCUUCAUGUGUCUGCCCGACAAGGUUCUCGUGUACGGUGAUUGCGCCAUCAACACCAAUCCAACGGCUGAGGAGCUUGCGAUGAUCGCCAUGUCAUCGGCUGACACGGCAGCAGCCUUUGGCGUGGAGCCACGUGUUGCCCUGCUGUCGUAUGCCACUGGGGACUCAAACACAGGCCCGCUGAUUCAGAAGGUAGCAGAUGCAACGGCAAUUGUGCAUGAGCGCAGGCCAGACCUCAUGGCGGAGGGGCCGCUGCAGUACGACGCUGCUGUGAACAUGGAGACAGCUAAGACGAAGCUCAAGGGGCGGACGUCUGAAGUUGCAGGACAGGCAUCGGUGCUCAUCUUCCCUGAUCUCAACACGGGCAACAACACGUACAAGGCAGUGCAGCAGUCCACGGGAGCGGUGGCAAUGGGACCGGUGCUGCAGGGGCUUAGGAGACCUGUGAACGAUUUGAGCCGGGGGUGCACUGUGAAGGAUAUAGUCACCACCACUGCAAUCACGGGCGUGCAAGCUGCUGCCAUGAAGACCAGUAGCAUCAGGCAGGGCGGUGCGGCAUAA
Molecule: messenger RNA, 5355 nt
Organism: Closterium sp. Yama58-4
Lineage: Eukaryota; Viridiplantae; Streptophyta; Zygnematophyceae; Desmidiales; Closteriaceae
Source: the annotation of a GenBank genome assembly